Molecule: messenger RNA, 1766 nt
Organism: Capsella rubella
Lineage: Eukaryota; Viridiplantae; Streptophyta; Magnoliopsida; Brassicales; Brassicaceae
Product: cytochrome P450 71B12
Exons: 3
Coding region: 152-1648 (498 amino acids)
Molecular function (GO): heme binding; monooxygenase activity; oxidoreductase activity, acting on paired donors, with incorporation or reduction of molecular oxygen
Source: RefSeq, a predicted model, not a curated record
UAAUGUAAACGUCAUCUCAAUACAAAAAUGCAGUACACUAUUAUAUCGUCACAAUUAUCCCACAACACAAGUAAAGCAACAUUAAACAAACCUCUCUCUCCCUCUCUCUAGGAUCUUCAGAACAAAAAGUAUAAGACUUGGAGAAAACAGAAUGAGUAUUUGGAGUAUCAUUGUUGCAUUCGUCUUCUUUGCAUCUAUACUCAUUGCAAAGAAGAUGAGAAUGACAACGAGGAACCUACCUCUUGGACCACCAAGACUUCCUAUAAUUGGCAACUUGCAUCAAUUAGGAUCCAAACCUCAUCGUUCAAUGUUCAAAUUAUCUGAAAAAUAUGGAUCUCUAAUGUCUCUAAAGUUUGGAAAUGUGUCUACUGUUGUGGCAUCUACACCAGAGACGGUGAAGGACUUCUUAAAAACGAAUGAUGCGGAGUGUUGUUCUCGACCUUAUAUGACUUAUCCUGCAAGAGUUACAUACAAUUUAAAAGAUCUUGCUUUUGCUCCCUAUAGCAAAUAUUGGAGGGAAGUACGAAAGAUGAUGGUUGUUGAACUCUACACUGCGAAAAGCGUAAAAUCUUUUCGACAUGUAAGGGAAGAGGAAGUUGCCUCCUUCGUCGAUUUCAUCAAACAAUCUGCUUCAUUAGCGAAACCGGUUAACUUUAGCCAGAAGUUAAUGAAACUAUCAGGAAGUGUGAUUUGUAGAGUGGGAUUUGGGAUCAGUCUUGAUGGGAGCAAGCUUGCGAAUACUUAUGAGGAAGUCAUUCAUGGAUCCAUGGAGGUAAUGGGGAGUUUCGCAGCUGCUGAUUACUUCCCGGUUAUUGGUAGAAUCAUCGAUAGGAUCACGGGUUUACAUAGCAAAUGUGAGAAGGUUUUUAAGGCAACGGAUACAUUUUUCGACCAGUCUAUAGAGCAUCAUCUAGCAAAUGAGAAUAUUAAGGAUGAUAAUGAUAUCAUUGGUAUGCUCCUCAAGAUGGAAAAGAGAGAGACUGAACUUGGAGAGUUUCGACUUACUCGAAACCAUACCAAAGGAAUUCUACAAAACGUUCUUCUUGCUGGAGUAGACACUACUAGCCACACAAUAACAUGGGUGAUGACAAAUUUGAUUACAAACCCAAGAGUACUCAAGAAAGUACAAGCUGAGGUAAGAGAAGUAAUCAAAAAGAAAGAUGAUAUCACAGAAGAAGAUAUAGAGAAACUCGAGUAUUUCAAAAUGGUGAUUAAAGAAACGUUUAGGAUAACACCAAUCGGACCACUUCUAAUCCCAAGAGAGGCUUCAAAAGAUUUAAAGAUCGGAGGCUACAACAUUCCAAAGAAAACAUGGAUCCAUGUCAAUGUAUGGGCUAUUCAUAGGAAUCCAAACGUUUGGAAAGAUCCAGAAACGUUCAUACCAGAAAGGUUUAUGGAUAGUCAUAUUGACUAUAAAGGUCUAAACUUUGAGUUGUUGCCGUUUGGUAGUGGUAGGAGAAUUUGUCCAGGUAUGGGAAUGGGUAUGGCUUUGCUACACUUGACUCUUAUCAAUCUGCUUUACCGAUUCGAUUGGAAGCUUCCAGAUGGAAUGAAUGUAGAAGAUGUUGACAUUGAAGAAUCAUAUGGACUCUCUUGUCCUAAAAACGUUCCACUUCACCUUGUCCCAGUCCUUACUCAAUGGACUUGACUUUAUUUUCUCGUAGCUCGUGAUAUAACUGUUUGUUUAUGAAAGCAUUGUUAUUAGAACCUCAUAGUGCUUAUUCUACCAAUAAAAUUCUUAGUAGAAGGAAAAAUUUAAAGAAACA